Messenger RNA from Colletotrichum tamarilloi, 723 nucleotides. RefSeq lists its product as uncharacterized. The annotation marks the transcript as partial. The transcript has 2 exons. The record is from RefSeq and is a predicted model, not a curated record. Lineage: Eukaryota; Fungi; Ascomycota; Sordariomycetes; Glomerellales; Glomerellaceae.
AACCGCUCAGCGUCGGCAAGCAGCAGCAACACAAGAAAAACAUCAGACCGAAACCCGGACCCAGACCCGCUCGAUAAAAGUCACAACCCUCACCUGGAUCAAUCACUCAGCACCAAAGCCCAAGCAUCGAAACUCUGUGAACCCAAAAUCCACAACAUCCACGAUCCCUGUCGCAGGGUUGUCUCGUUUCUCAGUCUCGUCCCUCUCCUUCCUACCUUGCCUUGUGCUACACCUCUGCAAGUCACUCGGUUCACCUCAGUCGACGAUACUCGCUCGUUACCUACCAAUAAGGGCUUUUUAACCGCCGUAUCUGUUUUCCGUGUAUCUCUGACUGCAAGAAACUCGGAGAGAGGUUUAGUUGUACCGGCCCGGUCAACAGAUUUCCAUCCAUCCAUCCAUCGAUCCAUCCAGACUGUAAAAGUAUCCAUACCUCGUCGCUUUUUCUCUUCUCCCACCACAACAACAACAUCCAAAUCCACGCAAUCGACAUAUUGGAGAAGGUUUUGCACCAGCCAGAGGUACCACCAGCGACCAAACCAUAGUCCACUGCCACCUCCACCACAACCAGCCCACCACCACCACACUACUGCGUACGGGCACUACCAGAGGUUCAGUACCACCUCACCUCCCGAUCUCAAUUCCCAGCGCCGUACCUUACCGGGGGUCCUGGUCCGUGCUUUCUUCGCUCUUUCCCUCUCCGGUGCUCGGUGCACGUACCCUUAA